AUGCCGCUUAAAACUUAUCUAAUAAAUAAAACAAACAAUAAAAAAUUUCGACUUGAUGGUAUUUUACGAUCGAGACGUUUACCAGAUAAAAAUCAACUAUGUCAAAAUUUUCGUCAAUAUAUGGUCUUAAAAGCUAAUGAACUUCCACCAAAAGUUGAUCUUCGAUUAAAUAUGACACCUGUUGAAGACCAAUCAAAAAUUGGAAGCUGUGCGGCUAACUGUCUUGCUGGAGCUUAUGAAUAUUUAACAAAGAAAUCUAAUGGUCUUAAUACAGAUGUCAGUCGUUUAUUCAUUUAUUAUAAUGCACGAGUUAAAGGUAAAUACUCGGAUUUAAUCGACGAUACUGGUUGUUCGAUGACAGAUGCUAUUGAAGCAUUAGAAGAAUUUGGUACAUGUCUCGAAUCAAUUUGGCCAUAUGAUAUAUCACGUGUUAAUAUGCGUCCUAAUGAUGAAGCUUAUCAACAAGCAAAAAAUCAUAAAAUACAUGAAGCACUUCGAGUUGAUAUUGAUUUAACUGAAAUGAAAUCAUGUCUUGCACAAGGUUUUCCAUUUGCAUUUGGUUUAGAAUUACUUAGUUCAUUUGAUAAAGCAACAAAAACAGGUAUUGUACCAAUGCCAAAUCCAUCAGAUAGUAACAGAGAAUCACAUGGAAGUCAUGCAAUGCUAGCUGUUGGUUAUAGUGACCAGUCAAGAGCAUUUAUCGUUAGAAAUUCAUGGGGGGAAGACUGGGGUGAUAAAGGAUAUUGUUAUAUUCCAUAUGAUUAUAUGACUAAUUCAGAUUUCUGUUUUGAUGCAUGGACUAUUCGAAAAUUGACGAAUAAUAAUUUUGGUCAAGAUCAUUGGUCUUUUAAUGAUGACGAUGAUUAUCUUGAUGAUCAUCAGAAUUAUUAUUCCGAUAAUACUAAUGAUGAUAAUCAUGUCAUUGAAACAUUGAAUGAAAAUGAUGAUAAUGAUGGUAACAAUAAUGCAAAUUAUGAAGUCAAUCAAGAUACUUGGUGGCAUGAUAAAAAUCCUCAAGGUGAUGAAUAUGAUUAUUCAGAUCCAUAUCAAGAUGAUGAAAGAAAUGACUAUUCAACAAAUGAUGUUAAUUAUUAUAAUAAUAACAAUCAAUAUAAUCAGGAUAGUUAUGUAAAUGAUGAUUUCAAUUCGGAUAGAAACUAUUCAUAUACACAGAACAGUCAGUAUUACAAGGACAGAAAUUAUUAUGGUGAUUUUUCAGAUUUUAAUUAA
Molecule: messenger RNA, 1230 nt
Organism: Rotaria sp. Silwood2
Lineage: Eukaryota; Metazoa; Rotifera; Eurotatoria; Philodinida; Philodinidae
Source: the annotation of a GenBank genome assembly